AUGAAUGUGGAGGAUAGUAGCAAAUAUCCUGGUGGAGAUGCUUUUAUUAAUGAAGGUUUUCGAAAUUGGAAUAUGAAGUGCAGAAUUCGUAGGCAUGUUGGUGCUAUCAAUAGUGCUCACAAUGAAGCUGAGGAGAAAUAUAAUUUGUUCAUGAAACCUAGGACUUCAAUUCGUGAGUCUAUAGGCUCAAACAGUGCAGAUUUCAAGGCUCAGUAUCUAGCUCGUUUGACAUGGUCACUAAAGUGCAUAAGGUAUCUUUUGCGUCAAGGGUUAGCUUUUCGUGGUCAUAAUGAGGGAAAGGAUUCAAACAAUCAAGGGAACUUCAGGGAACUUUUGGCUUGGCUGGCAGGGAAUUUUGAAGAAGUUAAUAUGGUGGUUCUUGAAAAUGCCCCACACAAUUGCCAGAUGAUUGACCACAAGAUUCAGAAACAACUUAUUGCUGCUUGUGCUCAUGAAACAACCAAAUUUAUUAUAGAGGAACUUGGUGAUGAAUGCUUUGCCAUUCUUGCUGAUGAGUCUAGUGAUGCCUACCAACAGGAACAAUUGGCUCUUUGCUUGCGUUAUGUCAAUAAAAAUGGAGAACCUGUUGAGCGGUUUCUUGGUCUUGUGCAUGUUGAAGAUACUACUUCAUUGACUCUUAAACAAGCAAUUCAGUCGUUACUUAUCAAAUAUCAGUUGCCUUUAUCCAAGAUACGUGGUCAAGGGUAUGAUGGAGCUAGUAAUAUGAAAGGUCAUGUCAAUGGUUUGAAGAAAUUAAUUAUGGAAGAGUCCUCUUCUGCAUAUUAUGUUCAUUGCUUCGCCCAUCAACUUCAGCUAACCCUUGUAGCUGUAGCUAAAGAGAAUAUUGAUUGUCAAUGGUUUUUUGGGCAACUUGCAUAUUUGUUGAAUGUUCUAGACAUGUCUUGCAAGAAAAUCCGCAUGCUUCGCAUAGCUCAAGCUGAAUACAUGAUUGAAGCACUGAAAUUGGGUGAAAUUGAAACUGGCCAAGGAUUGAAUCAAGAGAUGGGCUUAGCAAGACCAGGUGAUACACGUUGGGGAUCUCAUUAUAGAACUGUUAUGCAUGUGAUUCAUUUGUAUCCUUCAAUCAAGAAAGUGCUUUUUAGAGUUGGGAAAGAAGGUAAAGGGGUUGAGGCAUUAGGAGCUCAAACUAUGCUCAGAGUAUUUACCUCAUUUGAGUUUGUUUUUCUGCUCCACAUGAUGAAUGAAAUAUUUGGAUACACAAAUGACUUAUGCAAUGCUUUGCAAAAGAGGGAGCAAGAUAUUGUAAAUGCAAUGGAUCUUCUUGAGCUCACAAAGUUGGAAUUGGAUGUUUUGAGAAGAGAUGCUGGAUGGGAAGAAUUUAUUAAGAAUGUCACUUCUUUCUGUCAGAAGCACAAAGUUAAAGUUGUUGAUAUGGAUGGAAAGUAUAUUCCUAUUCAAAGAUCAGCUAAGUUCUAUAGAGGUGUCACAAAUUACCACAGGUUUCAUGCUGAUAUGUUUUUGGGUGUCAUUGAUAGGCAACUUCAGGAGCUGAAUAGCAGGUUUGAUGAGAAUUCAGAUUAUGAAUAA
Molecule: messenger RNA, 1548 nt
Organism: Panicum virgatum (switchgrass)
Lineage: Eukaryota; Viridiplantae; Streptophyta; Magnoliopsida; Poales; Poaceae
Product: zinc finger MYM-type protein 1-like
Exons: 3
Coding region: 1-1548 (515 amino acids)
Source: RefSeq, a predicted model, not a curated record